This is a messenger RNA of Colletotrichum chrysophilum, 1113 nucleotides long. RefSeq lists its product as uncharacterized. The transcript has a single exon. Gene Ontology annotation, molecular function: phosphatidylcholine lysophospholipase A1 activity; protein binding. The record is from RefSeq and is a predicted model, not a curated record. Bases 1 to 1113 code for a protein of 370 amino acids. Lineage: Eukaryota; Fungi; Ascomycota; Sordariomycetes; Glomerellales; Glomerellaceae.
AUGCCUGGUCACUCGACGGAAAUCAGGCACCCUUCCAAGAUCAUGGUCGUCGGGGACUCGAUGUCUCACGGCCGCGAGGGAGACUUCACCUGGCGGUACAGGCUAUGGGAAUGGCUCAAUGAGGAGAAUCUCAACUUUGAGUUUGUUGGUCCGUGCAACAGCACCUUCAAACCCUCGGAAUCACAGACAUCGAGCCCGUCUCUACUGGCGAUAGAACAGUCAAAUGAGGCAUCACCAGAGGUUUGCAAGUUCAUGGACAACGGUGGUUACGCAGACGGAAUGAAAUUUGGAUCUCAGCACUUCUCAGUUUGGGGACAGCAAACGAGGCAAUGCGCGGAGGCGAUCCGCCAGCAGGUGGCAACGUACGAACCAGACUUGCUACUUGUCAUGCUUGGCUUCAACGACAUGGGAUGGGGCGUCAGAGGACCAGAAGACACUAUCAAGGUCAUGAAGGAGCUGCUCGAUAACGCCCGUUCUGCCAGUCCACGUCUGAAGUUUGCCGUCGCAAGUGUCCCUCAACGAACUCCCAUGGAAGGCACCAAGCAAUUGGCAAAGAUGGUAGACACGUACAACAAAUACCUGGAGCCAUCGAUCCACAGCUGGGAUAAUCGAGAUUCUCCUGUUCGAUUGGUCAGAAUACGCGAGAUCUAUGACUGCUUUGAUGGUAGCUACGACGGAUUACAUCCUAACGCCCUUGGCGAGUUCCAGAUUGCUAGAGCAUUCUCUCAAACCUUGGUGUCUCAUUUCAGCAUCGGCACCAGGGAAAUCGUCAUACCGCAGAAGAUCCCAGAGAGACCGAGUCCUGUUCCAGUGAACGUCACUGCAGUGGCUCAGCCGCAGGGGAUCACGGUUGUAUGGGAUCGCGUAUACGGCGCUCUAGGAUAUGACGUGAGAUGCCGCUCCGACAAGACUUCGGAGUGGGAGGUUUGGCGCAAAGACACAAACCGACAUGAUACGAUGGGUGUUGAGGAUGGAGUCGAAUACCAGUAUCAAGUCCGAACGAACAAUGGCCUCAUGCGUGGCAAAGACGUCCUAUCGGAGUGGUCGCCUAUCGUUUCGGUUGUUGCCCGCACAGCCGUGAUACUAGAAGGAGAGACUUCACCAGAGCUUUAG